This is a messenger RNA of Sinocyclocheilus grahami, 1184 nucleotides long. RefSeq names its product glutathione synthetase-like. Gene Ontology annotation, cellular component: cytosol. Gene Ontology annotation, biological process: glutathione biosynthetic process. Bases 132 to 1184 code for a protein of 350 amino acids. The record is from RefSeq and is a predicted model, not a curated record. The transcript has 10 exons. Lineage: Eukaryota; Metazoa; Chordata; Actinopteri; Cypriniformes; Cyprinidae. Gene Ontology annotation, molecular function: glutathione synthase activity; ATP binding; glutathione binding.
UACACAUCAGGCAGCGCGAUCUCAGCCCGAGCACUGAGCCGAUGAACGGAGCCCUGAAAUAUUAUACAGACUCACUGUAAACGAGGACCUCAGGUGCCACACGAGCGACCAAACAGCGCAGGUUUUCUGCCAUGUCUGUCAAACGGGAGGCCGUCCUGAAAGAUGAAAAUCUGAUCACAAAUAUAGAGGAGAUAGCAAAAGACACAGCACUUUUACACGGGGUGUUGAUGCGGACCAAAGAAACACCAAACUCUCCUGAAGUGGUGAGUUAUGCACCGUUCACGUUGUUUCCCACACCGGUGCCCACAGCACUCUUUCAUCAGGCUCUGGCAGUACAGACACAUUUUAACCGGUUAGUGGACCGGGUCAGCCAGAAUCCCUCCUUCCUAGAGGAAACUCUGGCCAGCACCAUCAAAGUUGACAAUUUUACAGCAAGACUUUUCAACAUAUACAAACAAGUUCAACAGGAACAUUGUCCCCAGUCAAUAGUGCUGGGCUUGAAUCGCUCCGACUACAUGUUGGACCACAGUCCACAUGGUGGGACGUCUCUAAAGCAGAUUGAAAUCAACACUAUUGCUGCAAGUUUUGGUGGUCUUGCUUCACGGACACCGGAUGUCCAUCGGCACAUUCUGAAGGUCACAAACCUGCCAGAGGAGUCUAAAAAUGUGCUCGACAACAACCCAGCAGCAGGUCUGGCCAGGGGUUUGGCCAAGGCCUGGGAGCUCUAUGGAUCUGAAAGGGCAGUGGUUAUGUUUCUGGUUGAAGACGUUCAGAGGAAUAUUUAUGACCAUCGAUAUGUAGAGAAUGAGCUGUGGAAAAGAAAUAUUCCUGUAAUAAGAAGACAGCUAGAAGAUGUUUGCAGAACUGGAUCCCUGGAUGAGAGCAGGAGGCUUUUUGUAGAUGGUCGUGAGAUCGCCACUGUCUAUUUCCGUAAUGGAUACAUGCCCCAAAACUACACCUCAGAUAAGAGCUGGGAGGCCCGUCUGAUGAUGGAGCGCUCUCUGGCUGUGAAGUGUCCAGACAUCAGUACCCAUCUCGCCGGUACUAAGAAGGUGCAGCAGGAAUUGGCCCGGCAGGGGGUUCUGGAGCGCUUCUUCCCUGACGAACCUGAAACAGUUGCUCAGAUUCGGGCCACUUUCGCUGGGCUGUACACCCUGGACAUGGUAGAGGAGCAACAUUGUUAA